This is a messenger RNA of Mauremys reevesii (Reeves's turtle), 4143 nucleotides long. It is a transcript of the gene TCEA3, whose product is annotated as transcription elongation factor A3. Gene Ontology annotation, molecular function: nucleic acid binding; zinc ion binding. The record is from RefSeq and is a predicted model, not a curated record. Gene Ontology annotation, biological process: transcription elongation by RNA polymerase II; DNA-templated transcription. The transcript has 15 exons. Lineage: Eukaryota; Metazoa; Chordata; Testudines; Geoemydidae. Gene Ontology annotation, cellular component: nucleus. The coding region runs from base 131 to 1510 and encodes 459 amino acids.
CCCCGAUGAAAAGAGAUCCCAGUUGUCCCGGGGGCGAGCUCCUGGCUGCUUUUGUGGUUUAACGCGCACCGCCCCCCUCCCCGCCCCCCCUUCUCGCUCUUGAACGCCAAAAAACUUCGGGGCCGCGAUCAUGGGGCGAGCCGAGGAGCUGGUGAGGAUUGCAAAGAAGCUGGAUAAGAUGGUGACCAGGAAGAACACGGACGGAGCUCUGGAUCUGCUGAAAGAACUGAACGGCUACACGAUGACCAUCGAGCUGCUGCAGUCCACGAGAAUUGGCGUGGCCGUCAACGCUGUCCGGAAGCAGUGCUCGGACGAAGAGGUGGUGGCCCUGGCGAAAAUCCUCAUCAAGAACUGGAAACGGCUGCUAGAGUCCUCGGGGACCCCGAAGAGAGAGAAGGCCCUGGAAGGGCAAAAGGAUAAAAAAGAAAAAAGUCUCGACUUUCCCAGCUGGCAGCCUGAAGGGGCGAAUUCCCAUCCAGUGAAACGCUGCAAAAGCCCAGCUGAGAAGCACAAGGCAAAGGACAAAGGAAGGGACUUUCCCAACCAUAAGGCAGUGGGCCCUCUUCCUGGCUCGAAGAAACAUUCAUCGGAUCAGAAACAGGACAGGAAAUCCAGCAAGUCCGGCUCUCACACGGCAGCCCCAAAGAGUCAUUCUGCAGACUCCAAGCUAGACAGGGAGACCAGCGACUGCAGGGCUCUUCCCGCCACCUCUAAAAAGUUGCACUCGGACGGCAAGAAAGAGAGGAGAGACUCUGCAGACUCCAGAUCUUCCACCAUCACCACUGCCUCCUCCUCUUCCUCCCCUCAGAAGAGACCAUCGGUGGAAAGGAGGCCCUCUACAGGCUCCAACCCAGCAGCCUCCCCCCCCGGCUCUCGGAAGAACUCCAGUGAUGGCAAAGAGGAAAGACCCAACAGCGCCAGAUCCAAAGCCGAGACCCCCAAGACUCCCAGCAGCCCCUCGAGUCCCACAUUCGCGCCGACCAUCUGCUUCCUGGCGUCCUGCUACCUCACGGGCGACUCGGUGCGGGACAAGUGCGUCGAGAUGAUCUCGGCCGCCCUGAAAAUGGAUGAUGACUACAAACAGUUUGGAGUCAACUGUGACAAGCUGGCCUCUGAAAUCGAAGAUCAUAUCUUCCAAGAGCUGAAGAGCACGGACAUGAAAUACCGCAACCGCGUGAGGAGCAGGAUCAGUAACCUGAAGGACCCCAAGAACCCCAACCUGCGGAGGAACGUGCUGAAUGGAGCCAUCUCCCCCAGCCUCAUUGCGAGGAUGACGGCAGAGGAGAUGGCGAGCGACGAACUGAAGGAGCUGAGGAACGCCAUGACCCUAGAAGCCAUCCGGGAGCAUCAGAUGGCGAAGACCGGGGGCACCACCACGGACCUCUUCCAGUGCGGCAAGUGCAAGAAGAAGAAUUGCACUUACAACCAGGUCCAGACGCGUAGUGCCGAUGAACCCAUGACAACGUUCGUGCUGUGUAACGAGUGCGGGAACCGCUGGAAGUUCUGCUGAGGCCGCUCCCGUUUGCACCCGGGCCACCCGCGGAGACGAUGCAGCCUGACGGCAAAGGAGAAUCUCUGACCAUCCAAAUUUGAAACUGGGGGUGGGAGGGGGGAGGGGAAGGGAAGAGAACUAACCCGUUGAGGGAGGAGCUGAAAGUCCCUCCCUAUUGGCUCCCAUGAAUGUAAUGAGGAUUCGCUCACUGGCUAGAGGGAGGGAUUGUUUGGAGUUAGGGGUACCCGACCCUCAAGCCCAGAAGGGGCAGUGCCAGGGUGACGCCUCUUUUUCUGAUGUAUCUAUUUUUACUGGAGUGAUCAGUGGAACCCUAGACUGGAAGGACCUGCUAGGUCGUUCUAGUCCAUCUCCCUGGAGGAAGCAAUGGGUGCUUGGAGCAUGACAGAGCCCAGGGGAAAUCUGCCCUGCCAGAGGAUUUGGGGGGUUGUUCUUUGAGCUCGCAAGAUGUAACCUAGCAGCAGCCGAGGUGCCCGGCCCAAUCGCACGUGCUCGUCCCUUUCAUUGGCUGGGUUAAGCUGACCCCGGGUUGUUUUUAUGAGCGUCAGUCCAUGUGGCAAUGGUGAAUCCCCCUGUUAUGUGCGGGGGCGUGGCUAAGACAAUGAGGCUUUUGGAGCCAGAGGCUUCCUACCGUCCCCUGCCCAGGGUAAUCCACAGGCUGGUGGGUCUCAAAUCGUCAUUUUUGGAGGGAAGACUCCCAACUACCCCCCUCUGCCCACUCCAAUCUGGAAGGCAGGCUCAGCACUGCUCUCCAGGGCUGCGUCAGUCAGUCCUCGCACAAGCCACCGGGGAGGCCCGAAAGCCCAUUGCACUCUGCCCGUGACAGCACCCUGGAGAUGCUCCGCUCCGUGGAUGUGGCAGGUGCCGUCCUGCUGGCUGACACCCGGAUCCCCGGGCUACGACAAAGUGCUGCCAGGGGCGUGCUUGGCUUCUGGCAUAUGCUUCUCCUGGACGGAUUUGUAAUGCGGCACUUCCGGGGCCCGGCCGCUGGGAGGGCUGCUCUCCUAACGGCUGGAGCUUCAGCUCCGGGAUGGGGGAAGUGCCAUGAGAAGAGACCAGCUCUCCCCUUAUUUCAGCCCCAUUAUAAAAGGCUCCUGGGGGCAACGAGUGACACACACGCAGGCAAAUGCCACGUUGUUUGGGCUCCCCCAGACCCUUAGGCACAGCCUUACAGGCUGCUCUCUGGCUCCCCUGGGCAGCUCUCCAUAUAGGAUCUACUGGGUAUGUGCCCCCUGUAUAAUUCGCACUCAGUUCCCCUUGUCUUCACCAGGCUCCCGGGCUGCUUUGCGGUGUGUGGCUGAGGGUGAUUACAAUGGGGUUGAAGGUGGCUGGGAAUCAGGGUGCGUUAGUGUGGUUAAGGAAGCAGUAGAACAGCAGGAACCUUCUCCCAAAAUCAGGGCAGAUGCGUCUCUUUCUAUGUGGGUAUUUUCCCUGAGUGUGGUCACAACACACUCUGAUGCCCAAAACUCCCCUUGCAAAAACAGCUGACGGAGGGAGAUGGGCUGCCUUUAACCCCUCCUCCGCUGGCAUUUCGGUGCUGGAGUCCUGGAGUAUUAAUCGGGGCCGCCCAGAGGAUUCAGGGGCCUGGGGUCUUCAGCGCCGAAUUGUCGCCAAAGACCUGGCACUUCGGCGGCGGGUCCCGGAGUGGAAGGACCCCCCGCCAACGAAUUGCCGCCAAAGACCCGGAGCAGAAGAAGCUCUGGGGCUCCGGGCCCCGCGAGAGUUUUCCAGGACCCCCGGAGCGAGUGAAGGACUCUGCUCCAGAGUCCCCAAAAAUCUCUCGUGGGGGCCCCUGCGGGGCCCAGGGCCUGGGGCAAAUUGCCCCACUUGCCCCCCCACCUCCCCGGGUGGCCCUGGUAUUAAUCCUCCAUCCAGCCAGUGAGGGAUUUCCUGCCCUUCAGUGGGAAGUCCAUUGAACGACAGCGAGCUCCUGUUUCAAAACCAGUGACCCUCCUUUCCUGCCCGAGAAGAUGGGAGCUGAAGAUGCACAGGGCUUUAGCUGCACCAGUUUGUGGGUCUCUCUCUCUCACUGGUGACUUGUUUUCUGCAAACUGGAUAUUCCACAGAGACUUGACCCCAACCUGCUACACUUGAUCCAGGAACCUGAUUUUAACCCAUCUCACGACCCCCUCCCCCCCAAAGUUCAGUUCCUCUUUGUUGUAAAUAAUUGUGCCCUUUCUUGGCAGCUGCCUCUGUGUAUCCUGAUUCCAGGUGGGAUUGGCCAUGGCCAAUUCCAUGCGAGGGAGGCUGUGCUUAACGGUACGCCCCACCCGACUGGAGCAGGGAUUAUUCAGCGCCACCUCCUAGCUUCAGCACCAAACUUUUGGGGGAUUAACCACUCUGAACUGGGGAGACUUUUGAGCGUCACAGGCUGGAGGAGCAGUCAGAAUGGGGUAGAGGAGCGGUAGGAUGGAGAAGAGACAGGGUUGGGUGCCUGCCUGCUCUCAUCCUUUUAUCUCCAUCAGUCGACCCCGUGGCGCUAGUCCCCUGCCAUAUGCAGUGUGUGGAUCAGCCAGCUUUGUUUUCUCUCUAAGAUAGAACGUAUCCCUGCUCCCCCCCCCCCAAAAAAAAGGGGGUGAAAGGGAGAGAAAAUCUGCAGCUAGAGCAAUAAAGGUGUAAAAAGUGUUGGCUGG